Amoebophrya sp. A120 is the source of this 3736-nucleotide messenger RNA. Lineage: Eukaryota; Dinophyceae; Syndiniales; Amoebophryaceae. The record is from the annotation of a GenBank genome assembly.
AGACCAACAAUGUGGAGGAGCAGGCGGACUAGCUCCAGUGGCGUGUUGAUUGAUCCAUCGGCACCCUCAGACAGAAAGGGAAAUACCACGUAUCGAAGAAGAGACCUGAUUUGAUUAGCUACUGAACAAGAACAAAAAGAAUAUGUUAUAGGCACGAAACGAAAGAAAGAAGUUGUCUUUUUUAUCCUCGCGUAUAACUCAUCAUUCAUGUUGGAGAUACGAAAAAUGUCAAUCUGAACUUCCCUCUCCCUUCGUUCGUUUCUCAUUGUCAAGAUUUUUGAAUAACAACAUCAACUUGAAAAACAAAAUGUCCACCUUGUUAAUUACAAAUCUGCACGAUGAUACCCCGCUGACCCUUGGGUCGCGGGAAAAAACAAGCUCUUCCAAAAGUAAAGUUUCGGCGCUUCCGACGUUCCGAGAGUGUGAAGAAGAUGAAGAAGAGGAUUUUUUUGAACCGACGCCCGCCCCUCCGGAUUUCGACGGCUUGAAAGCACGCUCUGCCGCCGUUGCCACAGCAGUAGCCGCGAAGGGUGCCAACCCGAGUGACAGAUGGCAUGUAAUUUUCGUUAUCGACACCUCCGGAAGCAUGGGCAAAGCAGAUAUUAAACACGAUUCGGAUGGCGCGUCUGCGACAAAGAACACAAAAACCAAAACCCGGCUAAGAGCGGUUCUGGAAGUGCUGGAGGACUUUGCGGAACACCAGCGCGACACGGACAGAGCCGCGUCUGGCGACCUUUACUCCGCCGUUGGCUUCAGUGAUGAGAGUACGGUUUGGUUUCAGAGCGUCAAGUCCGGCGACGAGUUGUGUGAUAGUUUGCGGAUCGCCCAAAGCAGUGGCCGUGCCCGCGCCCGGAACGGAACCUCUUACACAAGUGGGCUCUAUGGAGCAAUGCAGUUACACAAAAGCAGACCGGAUCUGAAAAACCGGAAAGUGCGGAUUAUUUUUUUGUCAGAUGGGCGUCCGCAGACCUGGGAUCGGUAUGAUGCGCAGUGGUACCAGGAAACCUGUGUCCCUUCGUUUCCCAAAGGAGUCCAGCUGCACUGCGUUGGCAUCGGGAAAAACACCCACGCCUUUGCGUGUCUUCAGCACAUGGCCGUUCUAGGUGGCGGCCGAUUCUAUUUCUCUCAGCUGGCGGCAGCCGAUCUUCGCCGGACCUUCACCACCAUUUCCCGCACCCUCACCUCGACGCGCGAGUCCGGAGGCUCGAGCUCAACCAAAGAUUCUUCGGCCAAGCCACGGGCGUUUACUUUUCUACCGCCGCCUAAGGAAGUCCUACUGUACAAUACGAAAAUGACGGAACCGAAUAUGGGCUACCCAGCUGGAAAUGUUGAUGUUUUUCAUUGUUCCCGCGACCAGUACGCUUUUGACCUCGAGUUUGGUAUGGUCCAUACGGACCACACCCCGCUAACGUGGCUGCAGCGAGCAACGCUGCCUUUCACAAAAGGGAAUAUGCGAUUUGUUUUUGCCAUGAAGGGAGAUGAUGAUUUCCAUGCGAACGAAGGCAAUCGGAAGAAUUUUGGCAAGUUGCUUGUUGGAAAGGAAACCUUUGCAGCGACUUCAACCUACGAGACGCAGAUGACCUUCGUGCGCAACACCUGCGUCGCUCAGUAUUUCGCCAGAGGAUUUUGCGAUCGUAUCGGCGUGCCUGAGUACCUGAGGUUUCUCCCAGUUUUUCUCUACUCUCGACCACCGCCUGUUUCCUCGAAGAAGAACAAAAAGAAGCAGAAAAAUAAGGACCCGACGGAUGAGAAGCAAGUGCAGUUCUUCUGCGGGGAGGAGUAUUUGCCCGGCAUCUUUGAAAAGGUGACUAACAAUGCUGAUUACGUCAAGGAGUGUGCAGCUGGCGACGCAAACCGCAUUCAUACCGAGGCGCUGGAAUGCUUCUCGCAUUUCACUUACGAGGAGUCCGGUGGGUCUCUCAUGGUCACGGAUCUGCAGGGCGUUGCGUCGCAAGGAAGAGACUUGUGCUGGACGUUAACCGACCCGCAAGUCUUAUCUCAAGAGCCCGGGCGAGAGCUGUACGGACGCGCCGAUCGGGGGCCGCAAGGCAUGACGGAGUUCUUCUCGCGGCACAAGUGUAACGAGAUGUGCCGGCGCCUCGACCUGCCGUCCCGCGAAGAGGAAUUUCGCACCCUGGCUGCUUCGGGUCUGGCUGUAGUUACAAAAGCAAAAAAUAGGCGCGAGGAGAUGGAGCGCAAAAUGAACGAAACUGAGGAGUCAGGCAAGCGGGCCACGUUAGCUGCAUCUUCAGUAUCUUCGUCUGUCAAUGAGCCUUCUCGUCCGAAGAAGAAAACACGAAGCACUUUACCAGGCGAGCGCGAGAAUAUCCUGAGUUUGAUUUUCGGCAAGAAACUCCAUCUCUUUGGGGAAUGUGACUGCAGCUUCACUUUGGCGGCCGCAAAGCUGUGCGCGUCGCAUGCGAGGAAUAGAGGCAAUUUUGGCAAUGCGAAUGCUCUUGGUGAGAUGAACGACGAUGGAACUACACAGCCCAUGCUCACAAACGGUUGGGUCGCAUCGGAUCUGGCUUUUCCAGUCGGCACGGCGUCGUUCGAAGAAAAUUCGAAAAUUCUGAAAAAUCACUACGGCGUCACAGUCGUGUCCCACAAAAGCGUCGACGCGUCCAAGCCCAUCCUCUCAGCCAAGCACCUCCAGUACUCGGUCAAAGUUGCCGACAUUGCCCUCUGGGCAAUGCCUUUUUUGGACCGAUUUUCCCCCGCGCUCGAUUCUCGUGGCGACCAGCAAAAGAUGAAGAAGGAGAUGCAGGACAGGAUUUUUGGCUUCGUCCGCGCGCAGGGAGACUUUUUCGACCAGGUUGCAGUGGUGCUGCUUUCGAAGCAGCACUUGGACUGGGAAUUGAGGAAAGCGCUAGAGACUGUCGGGCUGAAACAAAAAUUAUACCCAAUUGUGAAGGUGGUGAGCUUACAGCCCUUGUUGGACCAUGGCUACCAGCCGCAUUUUGGGGACAAAAGAGACACUGGUGGAAAAAAAGCGAAGUAUCACAAGCUGUGUGAGUGCGUCGUCGUAUCGUGGAGUGCGUCGAACCCCAAGAAUUGCUGUGAGCAAGAACACGAUGGAGAAGCGGAUCACCGUGGUGGCGCAGUCGGUGGAAAGAAGGACCGGUCGAUACGAGACGAACAAGAUUGUUCACCCGCAGAGGUGAGAACAACGAGCUUACCUUGCAAGAAAACUACGUCUGGCAUUUCCGAUACGAAGCUGGUCCGACGGCGAAAAUCUGUUUCGACGGGAGUGGGAAAGAAGUGACAAAGGUUAGUACAACACAAAAACGGUUCCACCUGUCAUGUGUAAAGCGAAAAUAGACAAAGCAAACUCUCGCCUUCUACAGUAUCCGAGAAAACGAAAUUGACUAGUACCGCCUUGGCGUCUCAAAUGAAAAUAUUUUUACAAUAUCACUAUCAUGUCGAUACGCAUCAUGUCUGUGACUGUGACUUUCCGCAGCACUUUAUCACGUUGGUUUAUGAUUUUUAACUGUACUACUACACAAGCGCAUUUCGUUUCCAAAUAGGACGGCCAAGAGCUGUAGAUGUCCCUCAUUCACUUUGGAAGACGUUUCACGACCUACUCGUCACGCCACCUCAUUCAGAACACGCCCUGAACAUAAAACCAAAGUUGCUUUUCAACUCUGGCGGUCGAUCUUUUGAUUCAAGAGGCUGCCCGACGUGUAUCAUUUUUUCUUGUACAGAAAUACCAACAGGGGGUGUAAUGCUCUCCGUACUU